Lactuca saligna is the source of this 1221-nucleotide messenger RNA. The record is from the annotation of a GenBank genome assembly. Lineage: Eukaryota; Viridiplantae; Streptophyta; Magnoliopsida; Asterales; Asteraceae.
AUGAUGGUGGUUAGAACUCAUUUCCAAGCCACAGUCAUCAGAUCAUCACAUAUUCAAGAAAGAGAAAACACUCUCAAUCUCAGGUUCAAAUGUGUUUGCAAACACUGGCUAGACCUAAUUUCUCAGCCUUCAUUUUCCUGUUUCUAUUGCUCACGUAUGCUCACAGCCAGUGCAUUGUCAUCAUCCUUACUUUUCAGAAUUUCGUAUAGGUACAUUUAUGUGUUGAAAGUCACAGAAGUUCUUGAUGGAUUCCGUCACGAGACAUACAAUUCCUCAAAAUUCUCGGUCCUUUACUCUUUCAAAAAAAAAAAAAGAAUGUUAAACCCUAGAUUCUGGGAACUCGCAGAAAAUGAAGGAGAUGAGCUAUGCACUCCAAGUGUUCGAAGAAAUGCUAGUUUUUUUAGUUUGGUCCCAAAAUGUCCUCUUUCACUUGCUAAAGAUUUAGGCUUCCAACUACUCUUUGAUGAUAUUGAUAUCACAAUGCCAGUAACAAAUGUUCAACCUGAUGAUGAUAAACUGGAAGAACUUGUGGUUCGCGAGUGUGUUGCUGAAAAUGAAGAUAAACCCAAGUGUGCUGCUGAAAAUGAAGAGCUUGUUCAGCACGAAUAUAAUCCACAUCAGCAUCAACAUCAACAUCCUCCUCCUAGUUAUCUUGCUCCUCCUCCUCCGUCUCCAAGUGAGUAUCAACCUCAUACCUGUCAUGCCACUGCAGUGGAAUAUGAAACCCAUGCUUAUCCAGUUCCUUCACACGCAUCAGGUCAAGAUUCGUAUGCACAACCAGUUGCAGUUGCAGCCACACGUGGUGUGGUGGAUGUGUACCAAGCAUACGGUGGGGUUGCAAGCGGACAAACCCUUCCUGUUCAGGUUUUGUUCAAGAAUCUGAAUGUUGAUUUGAAGGAAGUAAGCCCAUCAUCCCUUUUUAUGGACAAAGUUAGAGAAGUUGAAGGAAACCCUGAUUUUUCCAACAAGAUGUCGGGUCAACUCAACAACCACCAAUGAUCUAUGAGUGGAGUUGUAAGUGUUGUAAUAGGAGGAGUUAGUAGGUAUUUAGACAUGCAUACCAAAGAUAACAAGUAUUGGCUUUAUCUCAUAAACAAUGUCUCAAAACCCAAGUUCCCCUUCCUAUUUCACUUACAGGCCCUUUUAGUUGGUUUAGCAUCUGUGUUGGUGUACCUAUCAACAUCUCAUAGAACAGAAAACUGUGAACUUCAACAUCUCUAA